Eucalyptus grandis is the source of this 450-nucleotide messenger RNA. RefSeq names its product scopoletin glucosyltransferase-like. The transcript has a single exon. The record is from RefSeq and is a predicted model, not a curated record. Gene Ontology annotation, molecular function: UDP-glycosyltransferase activity. Lineage: Eukaryota; Viridiplantae; Streptophyta; Magnoliopsida; Myrtales; Myrtaceae. Bases 1 to 450 code for a protein of 149 amino acids.
AUGGAUGGGAAAGGCCUAAUCAUAAGAGGGUGGGCACCCCAACUGUUGAUUCUCGAUCACGAGUCAAUCGGUGGAUUCGUGACUCACUGCGGAUGGAACUCAACGCUGGAAAGUAUAUCUGCCGGUGUGCCAAUGGUCACGUGGCCGAUGUUUGCCGAUCAAUUCUAUAAUGAAAAUUUGGUUGUUCAAGUGCUAGGGAUCGGGGCCAGCAUUGGAUCUAAAUCGUUUGCCAUGUUUGGAGAAGGUGCCGAUUUAGUGAACAGAGAUGACAUCGACAAGGUGGUGAGACGAGUUAUGGCGGGUGAAGAGGCAGAGGUCAUGAGAAGAAGGGCGAAAGUGAUUCGCGAAAUGGCUAGGAAGGCUGUUGCGGAAGGUGGAUCAUCUGAUUCAGAUUUGACUUCGUUAAUCGAAGAACUCAUGCAGCACAAAGCUGCUCGUGAAUAUAAAUAA